CUGACGAAAAUGUCGAGGAUCAGCCUGCCUAUCAAAAAGAUAAACGACAAGACCAAAAAUUGGACGACAUUGAUACAGGUCGUGGAAAGAACCCAUGUGAACAAAAGAAAAAAUAAUUCAUCAGUACUGUACCGCAGAUUUUUAUUUACUGAUGAAGAGUUGCCUAUAACCACGUCAUUAAUCAAUUCACGGAGACGCUCCUCCCGAGCAAUUGUCCGUCUGGAGAAACCAGAAUUUAAAGUAGGUGACUAUGAUUACAAUUGGCUCCUCGUGAAUGGCACUUAUGCAGAGGACUUUAUGGAAAGCAUACCACCACAGUUUCCAUGCCAUAUUGGACUUCAUAGGUUCAAAGACUUGCACAAAUUUGCAGACACCGAAAAUUUGAAGAGUAAUGGCCGACUUGACUUUGUUGUUGGAAAUCGAGCUUUAUGGUACACUGCAUGCAACAAAUGCCACGAAACUUACAAUGUGCCUCUUGAUACUGCCAUCAAAUGUAGGAGUUGCCAAAAAGAGGCAUACAUCGAAGCAAGGUGUCGUAUACCAAUAAGAAUCAAUGAUGGUACAGGCAUUGUAAAUGCCAUUGCCUAUGGUGAAGAUACAGAAAAAUUAAUUCCAUUCAAUGGCAUCCAAAUGUACACCGCUGAACAACAGGGGAAAGAUUUAAUACCAGAAAUUGCACAAGCUAUCAAAGGUCAACAUAUCACCUGCUAUAUCAAACACUAUGAGACAGAGUACUCAUCUCAAACUCGUGCCAUGCACAAAGUGGUCAAACUGUACACCAAACAAGAGCUGAUGAAACCCCACGCAACUGUUACCGAACAAUCAAAUACACAACGAACACCAGAAACAAGCUCAUCAAAA
Molecule: messenger RNA, 861 nt
Organism: Striga asiatica
Lineage: Eukaryota; Viridiplantae; Streptophyta; Magnoliopsida; Lamiales; Orobanchaceae
Source: the annotation of a GenBank genome assembly